This is a messenger RNA of Octopus sinensis (East Asian common octopus), 824 nucleotides long. RefSeq names its product 39S ribosomal protein L12, mitochondrial. Gene Ontology annotation, cellular component: mitochondrial large ribosomal subunit; ribosome. The record is from RefSeq and is a predicted model, not a curated record. Lineage: Eukaryota; Metazoa; Mollusca; Cephalopoda; Octopoda; Octopodidae. The coding region runs from base 79 to 702 and encodes 207 amino acids. Gene Ontology annotation, biological process: mitochondrial transcription; translation. Gene Ontology annotation, molecular function: structural constituent of ribosome. The transcript has 5 exons.
UUCCGGUCGACAUUACACAUGUGCUCCUGGCAGUGGUAGAGGACACAUAUACCUGUGGCCGGCUAAUUGUAAUUAAUCAUGGCCUUAGCUCGUUUCAUAUCACAUUUAUCUGGAAGGACUAUCCAUUAUUGCAGAAGAGUUCACCCAGUAAUACAGCGAUGGCAUGUCAAUAGAUACCAGAAUGAUCCCACUAACUGCCAUAAAAUCACCACUACAUCUUUCUUCUCUACUACAUCAUCGUGUCAAAAUGAAGCCCUUGCUGUAGGACCACAUGUGGAAGAUACUACUAAAGAAUAUUCUCCUAAAAUUCAAAAAUUAGUCGAUGAAAUUGGAGCUUUGACUCUUUUAGAAGUUUCCGAUUUGAAUGAAUUAUUAAAGAAAACUUUGAAUAUCAAAGACACUCCCAUGAUGUCAGCAAUGCCUAUGGCUGCUGCUGCACCAUCUUCGACAGAGGAUACUGAAGAAGCUCCUUUAAAACAAGAACAAACAAUCUUCACUGUGAAAUUAGUAUCAUUUGAUGCUGCUAAAAAGAUACCAGUUAUCAAAGAAAUAAAGAAUUUAAUGUCGGGUUUUAAUCUUGUACAGGCCAAGAAAUUUGUUGAAGCAGCUCCUCAAACCAUUGAAUCCGAUAUUCCCAAAGAAGAAGCCGAAAAAAUUAAAGCUGCCUUAGAAGCUGUUGGUGCUCAAGUUGAGAUUGAAUAAUGUCUUGAUUGCUUAGAUUAUGCCAUUAUACCUUUCUUGAUACUAUGUAUAUAGUUUUCUCACAAUCACUAGAUAUCCAGUUAUUAAAAGUAUUUUUUGUUUUGUUUUUAAUUACAAAAAUG